This is a messenger RNA of Chlamydomonas reinhardtii, 2124 nucleotides long. RefSeq lists its product as uncharacterized. The record is from RefSeq and is a predicted model, not a curated record. Bases 95 to 1681 code for a protein of 528 amino acids. The transcript is spliced from 12 exons. Gene Ontology annotation, biological process: base-excision repair. Lineage: Eukaryota; Viridiplantae; Chlorophyta; Chlorophyceae; Chlamydomonadales; Chlamydomonadaceae. Gene Ontology annotation, molecular function: DNA-(apurinic or apyrimidinic site) endonuclease activity; DNA N-glycosylase activity; damaged DNA binding. Gene Ontology annotation, cellular component: nucleus.
GCUUAUCACAACAGCGACAGUGAGACAGUGACGUGACCGGCUCCGCUUUAGCGCGGGAUUCCACUCCUCGCUUUAGCCUUCUCUCCCCAGCACAAUGCCCGAGCUGCCGGAGGUCGAGGCAGCCCGCGGCCUAGUGGAGCUGGGCUGCAAGGGGAAAACAAUCUUGGUGGCCAGGGUCGCAGACGACGAGAAGGUCAUCAACGGCUGCACACCGGAUGAGCUGCGUAAAGCGCUGGAAGGGCGCACGUUGUUACGCGCCCACCGGAAAGGGAAAUACAUGUGGCUCGAGCUGGACAACGGGGGCAAGGGGCCCUGGGUCAUGCUGCACUUCGGCAUGACUGGGGGCAUCGUGGUCAAGGGAGUGGGCGUCACUAAGUACAAGCGUGCCCACCUGGAAUCGGACCCGGAGUCCUGGCCGCCGCGCUUCACCAAGUUAGAGUUGGAGCUGCAGGGCGGCGGCAGGCUGGCCUACGUGGACUCGCGCCGGUUCGGCCGCAUCAAGCUGCUCCCCGGCCCCGACCCGCUGGCCUGCGAGCCGCUGUGCCGGCUGGGCUGGGACGUGCUGCUGCAGCUGCCGCCCACCGCCGCGCAGUUCGGCCAGGUGGUGCGGGAGCGGGUGGUGCGCGCGCCCUCGCUGCGGAUCAAGGCGCUGCUGCUGGACCAGGAGUUCUGCAGUGGCAUCGGCAACUGGGUGGCGGACGAGGUGUUGUACCAGGCGCGCAUCCACCCGGAGCAGACGGCCACGUCCCUGGACGACGGCUCUAUGGCCGCCCUGCACGCCGCCAUCCGCGAGGUGGUGGGCCUGGCGGUGCGGGUGGAGGCGGACUCAGACCGCUUCCCCAGGGACUGGCUCUUCCACUACAGGUGGACGAACAAGAAGGCCAGCCAGGACGCCAGCGGGCGCGCGAUUCACUUCGUAACCGUGGGCAGCCGCACCUCGGCCUUUGUGCCGGCGGUGCAGCAGCUCAAGGGCUCGGGGGCGGCCGGCCGGGCCAAGGCAGCGGCCGCCAAGGAAGCGGAGGAGGGCGGGCCCGCUGCAAAGCGGAAACGGACCGCCAAGAAGAAGGCCACCGCGGAGGAGGAGGAGGAGGACGGCGACGGCAGGGAGACCAGCGCGGAUUGUAGAGACUCGGACGAGGGUGGCGAUGACGUUGAUGAUGUUGACGAGGAGGAAGAGGAGGACGACGACGAGGAGGAGGAGGAGGCGCCCACGGCCAAGCGCCGCAAAGCUCCUGCGGGCAAGGCUGCAGUGCCCACCACGGCCAGGGCUCCCCGCGGGAAGGCGGCCAGUGCCAAACCCUUGGCCGCCGCAGCCAAGCCGGUAAGGGGCAAGGCUGCAGCAGCGGCUGGGGCCGUGAGCGGCGGCAAGCCUGCUGCUGCCAAGCCAGCGCGGAUCGCGGGCGGGAGAGCGGCCAGGCCCGCAGCAAAGGAGGAGUCGGAGGAUGAGGCGGAGGCAGGUGGGGAGGCGGAUGGGGAGGCAGGUACGGUAGCGGAGGGCGGAGAUGCACAGGGCAAGAAGGGAAAAGCAUCCGCAAAGCCCAAGCAGGCGGGCAGCCAAAGGGCAACGCGUGCGAAGGCAGGCACGACUAUAGCGGCUGUGGAGUCGGGUGGACACGCAGCUGGCGGGCAGAAGGCGGCGCCGGCGGCGCCGGCACCGCGUAAGGGCAGGGCCAAGAAGUGAAUUCGCGUGCGGAUGUGUAUGUCAGAAACCCAAUGCUGUGGCUGAACCGAAUGCGAGGCGCGUGCGUGAGCGAGCGGUCUAGACCUGGAGCUGGGGCGAGCGGGAGCGUGCAUGGCAGCAGGCUCCAGACGAUGGACUGUUCUCCGGAUGUGCAAUCGAGUGUGAGUGGACGCUGAAGGCCUUCUCAAGUCACCGUAAUGUGUGUGCUGAGGGGUGUGGUCACGGGAGUGGCGCUUAUGGAAGUGCGAGUGCUGCGCUGUAUCGUGCUGUAGGAUUUGUGCGCAGGCGACAUUGGGCACACAUGGCCGUUUCAGGGGCCGAUGCUGAUAGCACGGGGCGUGCCGCAUGCAGUCAGCUGUCACCGCUACGCGCUGUGGUAGGACGAAGGUGGAUGAGGGCCCAAAGCACACGCAAGCGUGUGCCGCGACAACUGCGCAUGUCAG